Molecule: messenger RNA, 1711 nt
Organism: Ectocarpus sp. CCAP 1310/34
Lineage: Eukaryota; Phaeophyceae; Ectocarpales; Ectocarpaceae
Source: the annotation of a GenBank genome assembly
GGGUAUCCCUUGCCCGUGUUCGGCGUGAUAGUCGUCUUUCCCCCUCCCUUCAACUCUCUCCCGGCUGGUACAAUGUACCGGGCUACGCAUCGAUCGGAGAAUGCCCACGAGGAGGGAAUCUGGAGUGUAGCUUGGACCGAGGCAGACAACAUCCUGUCCGGGAGCGUUGACGAGCGCGCGAGAGUAUGGUCGUUGGAGUUGGCCCCCGUGCACUCUCUCAACGGCCACCGUCUAGGGGUCUUGAGCGUUCGGGCAUUCAACCACGGCAAAGAGGCGGUGUCAAGCUCGAUCGAUAGCUGCAUCCGAUUCUGGGACUUGGAGAGCGGGGAACAGACCGCUGUGGAGGAGCCAGGACCAGUGGAGGCGUGGACGUUGGCGGUGAGCACGGACGACAAGCUCCUGGCGUCGGGGACGCAGAAGGGAUCCGUCAACCUCUGGGCUUUGGAUGGGCACAAAAAGGUGGCAUCGAUGGAAACUAGAGACAAGUUCGUGAUGAGCGUGGCUUUCAGCCCCGACAACAAAUACCUGGCCUCGGGGGGACUGGACGGGUUGGUCAACAUCUUCGAUGUCGAACAAGCUAAGCUGCACCAAAAGCUGGAGGGCCACGCGAUGCCCAUCCGCAGCCUGUGCUUUUCAGCGGACGGCUCGCUGCUCUUCACGGCGUCGGACGACAUGCGGGUCAACGUCUACGAUGUGAAGAACACUAGUCUGGUGGCGUCCUUCACGGGACACACGUCGUGGGUGCUGAGCGUGGACUGCUGUCCAGACGGUCGGCACUUCGCCACAGGGGGAAGUGACCACACGGUUAAGAUCUGGGAUAUGGCCGCGAAGGAAUGCGUCCACACCUUCGACUCGGCACACAACAACCAGGUGUGGAGCGUGGCGUACAGCCCAGCGGGGGAUAAACUGGUGUCCGGCUGCGAUGACGGAGUGCUGCAGGUCUUCGAAAAGGCGGCAUGACUCAGCCUUUGAUGUAUCCGUAAGCAUGUUACCGCGUGGUGGGAGUUGUAAUUUUGUAGCUGAGAAAAGAGGGCGUGAAAAGAGGGAAAAAUCGUCGACGUACUCUGGGGGGAUGGAGCACCCUUGGUGAAGGUGACGGGGUAGUCGUCGGUACCCGACCGCCCGGCCGUUGGGUCGAUUGUUUCGCCUCAUCACUGUCUGCUGUGGCUUCUGCGACGCGAACGAACCGCCUCCGCCGCGACGUAAUAGCAGUUUCACGAAUUCGAACAAUGUUGUUGGUCCCUCAUCAUUCAUUGUUUAUUUUCUUUUUUCCUGCCGCGUUUCCAAGACAUGUUUUCCUAUAUGAGUGUGUAGCGGGAAUCAACCUGGCUUUCCUUCCACCCAAACCAGGCAUCUCACCGCGACGCCAAUGUGAAAAGGGCGCACCACCCCGUCGACAGGCAGCAGGCUUUCGGGAAAUGGUACCCUGUUUUCAAUCGUCACCUCUCCACGGAUUCCGAUGCAAUAUUUACAGCAUUAGGUUUGGUUCCCUGCCAGGAGAUGGUCAUGUGGCCAAGGGUGGUUAGGUUCGAGAACAGGUUGGGCGGGGCAAAACCCGGAUUGGAGGGGGUGGUGCCGCAGUGUUAUCCUUGAGGCUUGCUUGAAGUUACAAGUUGUGCUGACAAAAGGCAGGCAGGUACAUUUGUACAGGGUGCUUGUGUCGACUCACGCAUGUCGUUUCCAAACCGAUGACGCGGCUACCGCUACCCCG